This is a messenger RNA of Caenorhabditis remanei, 2070 nucleotides long. RefSeq lists its product as uncharacterized. The record is from RefSeq and is a predicted model, not a curated record. The coding region runs from base 1 to 2070 and encodes 689 amino acids. Lineage: Eukaryota; Metazoa; Nematoda; Chromadorea; Rhabditida; Rhabditidae. Gene Ontology annotation, biological process: peroxisome organization; fatty acid beta-oxidation; very long-chain fatty acid catabolic process. Gene Ontology annotation, cellular component: peroxisomal membrane. Gene Ontology annotation, molecular function: ATP binding; ABC-type transporter activity; ATP hydrolysis activity. The transcript is spliced from 8 exons.
AUGGAGCCCGACAAAGAGAUUCCGCUUGACGAUUUACGAACGGAUAGAGAUAGAGGUCGCGCCGCCACAAACACCACCCGGGUGAAAAUGGCCAGACUGGCGCUCGACUUCCUCUUCUUUCGGAGGUUCUGGCGCCUUCUGAAAAUCCUCUUCCCAUGUCAUCGUCGGUCGAUAACCGCGUGGCUCGCCGGAGCUCUUCUCGUCGCCACAGCGGUAGAUCAAGUGAUGACGUAUCUCGUCGGAAUACAGCCAAGUCUGUUCUACGUGGCACUCGGAAAUCGGGAUAUUGAUACGUUCAAGAGUUUGUGUGCGAGAGGAGCCGCGAUUAUUAUUGGAAAAGCAUUUACACUAGCAGUAUUCAAAUAUCUCACUAAUAUGCUCGCAAUCAAAUCUCGCCAAGUUUGCAAUCUCACAAUGCAUAGAUUAUACUUCAAAAGACAAGCAUUUUUCAAGCUUUCGUCAUCUGGUGAUAUGCUAGACAAUCCAGAUCAACGUCUCACGCAAGACAUUGAAAAAGCCACUCGGAUUCUCUCAAAUGAUCUCUUAGCCCCAGUUGUCACUGCUCCAUUUAUCAUCGGGUAUUAUACAUGGCUGACCUAUGAGAGUUCCGGAUGGAUUGGUCCCGCAGCGAUCUACUCGUAUUUUGUAGUCCAGACGAUUAUUAACAAAUUAGUUCUGUCUCCAAUUGUCCAGAAGGUAUCGGAACAAGAGAAAAUGGAAGGAGAUUUCCGUCAGCGACACAUGGAAGUUCGUUCAAAUGUCGAAGCGAUCGCCUUCUAUCGUGCCGGCGUUUUGGAGAAUAUCAUGACAAAUCAGAAAUUGAAAUCACUGAUUUUAACACAAAAAUCGCUGACCGAAUGGAGAAUGUUACUGAACGGAAUCACCAACAUUUUCGAUUAUUUCGGCGGAAUUCUCUCAUAUCUUAUCAUUGGUAUUCCCGUCUUCAUCACUCAUCUCUAUGACGACGUUACGCCUGCAGAAUUGAACGGAAUCGUUUCAAGGAAUGCCUUCUUCUAUCUCUACCUCAUCUACAGCUUCUCAACCGUCUUGAAGCUUGCUGGAGAUUUCGGAGAGCUCGCUGGAGUCACUCAUCGUGUUAUGGAACUUCACGAAGAGUUGAAUCGCCUCCACUCGGAUUGUCUUGAAACCGAUCGUCCUCCGUCAACUGUCCCAUCAUCUGUCGUCGUCAUCGCUUCAGAUGAGGAUGACAAAUCAGCGACACGUCAUAUGCAAGAGAUUCACGGAAAACAAAUGUCAUUGGAGAGAGAUGAGCAAGAAGAGGAGGAGGCGCAGUAUUUGUUGGGUGGAAAAACGAAUGGAGAUGAUGAGUGGCCGGAUGAUGGAGUUGCGAUCACAGUUGACUCGGCGACACUUUCUCCCCCGAAUGAUCAUGGUCACUUGAUUGUACAGUUGCUUUCCCUCCAAAUCAUCCAAGGUCAAACCCUUCUCAUCACCGGAGACAGUGGUACUGGAAAGUCUUCUCUUCUCCGAAUGUUCGCUGGUCUCUGGCAUUGUUCAUCAGGAAAAAUGGACUGUCAUUGGCGUCGUCUCACUUCGAAUCUCUUCUUCCUCGCUCAGAAGCCAUAUUUCCCAUCUGGAAACACCACUCUCCGACAGCAAAUUGUUUAUCCCGUAAAAGCUCUGCAAGUUGAUAAAGAUGUUGCGAGAAUCACUCAAAUCCUUGAAUGGGUUAAAAUGGAGCACCUCAUCGAACGAUGUGGAGGGCUUGAUACUCCAGUUGAAUGGGAUUGGAUGAAGACGUUGUCGCCUGGAGAGUUGCAAAGAAUGUCGUUGGCAAGAGUGUUCUAUACACGGCCACGAAUUGUGUUCCUGGAUGAAUCCACGUCGGCGAUUGGGUUCGAGUUGGAAAUGCAAAUUUAUAAAAAACUGCAAGAGGAGAAGAUCACAUUUGUGUCAGUUGGACAUCGCUAUUCGCUCAAGCAAUUCCACGAUAUGGAGUUGAGAGUGAAGGGCCGCGGCGGUGAAUGGUCUCUCCAUGACAUCGAUACGGCUUCGAUAGCCAGCCGGACUGCCAGUUUCCUCGGCACCGACACUGUUCUUUCCAUGUAA